AUGCAAACCAAUGGUAAGAUGCCUUCAGUCCCAGCUGGUGAUCAGGGUGGGUUUGUCCCAGCUACUGAUGUGAUGACUGAGAUGAUAAGGGUUGGUGCUAGUGCAGCAGCUAACGCUGAUGAUGCUACUGCAUCUAGUGCCGGUGCUGCUCCAGCAGCAGUUGGUCUUGUUGCUGCUGUUCCCGGGGGUCCUAGGGCAAUGAGGUGGAACAACAACACCUCUGGAUUUAUUCUUAGGAGGAUGGCUCAACUUCUUAGUGAUGGUAGCAGGCCUGACAAGGUAUUCAAGGACAAGGAUGUCAACUCUGUGGCCAAAGCCCUUAAGGAGUACAGUGGGGAGGUAGUGAGCCCAACUCAGGUGUAUAACCACUUGAGGAAAUGGAGGCAAAAAUGGUCUAGGGUGUCUAAGCUCAAAGACCUUAGUGGGGCUUUAUGGGAUAGUGACUCCAAUGCUAUCUUGCUUGAUCAGGAGCACUACCUUGGCCACUGCAAGGACCAUCCAAAAGAUGCAGAGUUCCUAAACUGCCCUAUUAGGUUCUACACUGAGAUGGAGGCCAUUUUUGGCCAUGCUAUGGCCACUGGCAAAUUUGCACUUGGUUCUGGUGAAGCCUUAGGACAGAACCAGGUUGAUAGUGUUGCUGCCAAGGUUGAGGGACCUGCCUUCACCUAUAUCUCUGAAGAGAGAGCACAAACUGAUGUUGGAAAGGGUAGCAAGGCCACCGAGAUCCCCUCCAUAGCUGUGGGUAGGAAGAGGAAGAGAGGGAACUUCAGUGAAGAUGAGAUGCUUAUGUUGACCAAUAUGUCUGAUGCAGUGAACAAUGUGGCUAAUGCCCUUAGAGAGACUGGACCUGCCCAUGUGGAUGGUAACCUCUACCUAGCUGUGAUGGAGAUGCCUGGCUAUUCUGAGGAGGCACUGAUUGUUGCCUACACCUUCCUCCUGGACAACAAGGCUCAAGGCAGGGGCUUUGUUCACAUGACUGAGGCACAUAGAAACAUUUGGCUUAGGACCUUCCUAGCCAAGAACUACUACAUGUUGGUGUGCACCACCACCCACUCUCUCUUCCUGCCCACUCUCUCUUUUGACUACAACUGA
Messenger RNA from Zea mays, 1092 nucleotides. RefSeq lists its product as uncharacterized. The transcript has 2 exons. The record is from RefSeq and is a predicted model, not a curated record. NCBI's taxonomy places the organism in Eukaryota, Viridiplantae, Streptophyta, Magnoliopsida, Poales, Poaceae. The coding region runs from base 1 to 1092 and encodes 363 amino acids.